Etheostoma cragini (Arkansas darter) is the source of this 797-nucleotide messenger RNA. RefSeq names its product KxDL motif containing 1 (gene kxd1). NCBI's taxonomy places the organism in Eukaryota, Metazoa, Chordata, Actinopteri, Perciformes, Percidae. Gene Ontology annotation, cellular component: BORC complex. The record is from RefSeq and is a predicted model, not a curated record. Gene Ontology annotation, biological process: lysosome localization. The transcript has 5 exons. Bases 240 to 797 code for a protein of 185 amino acids.
GAUCCUAUGACCGGAAGCAUAAAAAACACGGAAGCGCUUUGUUUUUAUUUUACAGCCAUCUAUAGGUGGCUAUCAGAUGCACCUUUAGGCUGCAGAAGUCGUUUUAAAUCCGCUAUUCAAACAGCCUGGGCUCGACGCAGACAUCCACCGUGGGAGCUGAGGUAGCUAAUUUAAGUUGUUUUGCUUCGCUCGUCACUGUAGCGCAGCAGAAGUUUACGCUUUUUCGUGUUAAUUUCACGAUGGUGGAGCCCACAGCAUCUGGCGUGUUCUGCAACAGGAUGUUGAGCAUGGUCAACUCUGAGGAUGUGAACGCCAUCAUUCAGGCUCAGAGACACAUGCUUGAUCGCUUUGAGAAAACCAAUGAAAUGUUGAUCAACUUUAACGGGCUGUCUAACGUGCGACUGCAGCAGAUGAACGAACGGUUCCUGCUCCACACUCGCACCCUUGUAGAGAUGAAGAGAGAUCUAGACAGCGUCUUCAGGAGGAUCAGGACACUAAAAGGGAAGAUUGCUAAGCAGUACCCAGAAGCUUUCAGCAAUAUCCAUGAAUCACCCAUCCUGGAGGACGACGACGAUGAUGAGUUUGACCUAGUUUCCCCUGGUGCUCCCACAACAAUUACAACAGCCACCUCGGAGCAGAGCACAGAGUCCUGUGACACAAGUCCAGAUGUGAUCUCACCCACAGUGAGCCGAUGCUCUGAAGAUCUGUCUCAAGAGCCGCCUGACACGCCCACCUCCGAUGUCCUAGAGACAGCUGUCCUACAGGAUGAGGGUCCGGACUCUGUACCUGCAGAAUAG